Funneliformis geosporum is the source of this 789-nucleotide messenger RNA. NCBI's taxonomy places the organism in Eukaryota, Fungi, Glomeromycota, Glomeromycetes, Glomerales, Glomeraceae. The record is from the annotation of a GenBank genome assembly.
AUGGUACUUUGUCUCGUUUUAGGCAAGGAAGUUACGGAUAGAUUUAUAUUUGAUAUCUCUAUUGAAAUGUGGACUUCUAUGAAGAUUUCGCAUCUCCAGAAUGGUAUUAAAGAGAAGGCAUCUUUGAGCGUUCCUGCAUAUAAAAUCAAGUUAUGGAAAGUAGCUAUUCCUACCAAAGACAUGAAUGACGAAAAGAUGAAAAUACUUAUCAACAAGUCUCAUGAAUUUAUUAACGUUAAAGAGGAACUUAGGGGUGAAUUAUUGGAUGCAGAAGAUUCUAUUAGUAGCAAGAUUGAAAAUGUUCCUGCUGAUAAUCAUAUCCACAUCAUCGUGGAACUGCCAAAGCCUGCUACUGAGAAAAGAAAACUAGAAGAUUCGGACGAAGAAAAUGGAAACCUCAAAAAGGGGAAACUAUUGAAAAAUGAUAAGGAGUUGGUUCUAAAUUUAAUCAACAACUUACCAGACACAAAUGAUAAAUUAUUCACAGUGCCGGCAUUGCCUGGAGAUGAUACAGAUACAGUUAUCUAUAAUCGAAGUUGUUAUAUUUAUUUGCGUGACUUUAUACUCAAUGAUAAAAUAUUUAAUCGAUACUGCAUCACUGGAAAUCCAGGAAUUGGCAAGGUAUAUUUCGGGAGAAUAAUGUUAGUAGAGCUUCUUAAACAAAAAAAAUCAGUUUUGAUUGAUUAUGAAGGAUUCACGGCAUGGAUUGAACCUAACGGUAGUCUACUUAAGAUAAAUAAUGAAGAUCGUACAACAUAUAGACAAGUUGCAGGACAAAAGGAUGUGUGA